AUGAAGUGUAAUACUACUAUCAUACAAAUUUUAUUUUUAUUUAAUGUUUGUCUGGCUACUUUAUCGCCACCUGAAAAAAAGACGAAUAAAGGUAUAAAACCACAGGAAGGUGCUAGGAAAAACAACGUCUUAGACCGUAAAUUAGUUGUAGAAACUCCUUAUGUAAAAGAUAUUAUCAAGUAUCACGCUACGUACCAUCAGGACACUGCUUUGAAAAACUUUAAAAAUCAAGUUCUGGGUUAUGUGACACCGUGGAACAGUAAAGGAUAUGAUGUUGCAAAGACAUGGGCCCCUAAGUUCAAUUACAUUUCCCCUGUAUGGUUGCAAAUUAAGAGGCAAUCUCCAAACAUUUAUAUAAUAUCUGGCUUGCAUGAUGUAGACCAUGCUUGGAUGAAAUCAGUGAAACAAAAAGGCUCUCAAAGCAAUUUAAAAAUACUCCCUCGACUGCUGUUCGAAAAUUGGCAGCCAUCCGACCUUAAAGCCUUCUUUAUAGAGCCUACAGCACAUACAGAGCAAAAAGCUUUGAUUGAUGAGGUGAAAAAAGCUUGUAAGCAAUGGAAGUUUGAUGGAAUAGUCCUUGAGCUUUUCUCUCAGAUUGGAAAGUACAUUGACAAAUCUGUGAAGUUUAUUCAGAAUUUUGGUUUAGGAAUGAAUGAAGAUGCGUUGAAGCUGAUUUUAGUUUACCCACCAUUCCGUGCAUACCCUAGUGACGAGUUCUUUAUUCAAGCUCUCAAUGAAAUCUAUCCAUAUGUUGAAGCAGUGUCAGUGAUGACUUAUGAUUUUUCAAACCCUCAAAAACCAGGUCCCAAUGCACCUUUAUUUUGGAUGAGACUGUGCAUCGAAAAAUUGAUAGAUAAUGAUGAUAAUCCUGAAAAGAGAUCUAAAAUUCUAUUAGGCUUAAACUUUUAUGGGAAUUCAUACACAGCCAAUGGAGGAGGGCCAAUUGUUGGAACUGAAUACAUAGAGCUCUUGAAAAAUGCCAAAACUAAUCAAGCUCUCACAUAUAAUAACAAUACUGCAGAGAACUAUAUCGAAGUCAGGACUUCUCAAGGCGCAAAAAAGAUUUUCUUUCCCACUUUGUACUCCAUACAAAAGAGACUGGAUCUUGCUCGAGAGUAUGGCACAGGCGUGGCGAUAUGGGAGCUGGGGCAAGGCCUCGAUUACUUCUAUGAUUUACUUUGA
Molecule: messenger RNA, 1182 nt
Organism: Parnassius mnemosyne (clouded apollo)
Lineage: Eukaryota; Metazoa; Arthropoda; Insecta; Lepidoptera; Papilionidae
Source: the annotation of a GenBank genome assembly